AGCUUUAAUAAAAAUGCUGAACACAAAACUUCUGGUAAAAUUGUAAAAGUUGGCAAUAUGGAGAUUGAGAAGUAGAACAUGUUUGCUUUGCAUUUUGAUUAUCAACCUGCCUUUCAUUCAUACUUUGCAGACAUAGCUGAUUCUGAUCUGGCCUAAUUAGAGUUCCAGAUCUCAGUAGUGAUGGGAAAAAACUUGGUACAGGGAUUAGCUCUUAGAACAGGCUCAGAGCCCCUCUCUGCUUUUAUGCCACCUCUAGCUGGCUCAUAUCAGCCAGCACAUUUCAGAAGGGAAACGGUAAUUAGGCAAGCUAAAGAUAGCCAUGGAGUAGCACCUUAUCAGUGCUACAAAUAUUUUCAACAGCUAAAAUAACCCCAAGCAAACAAACCACAACCUCCCCUAAGAUUACAUGAAGUUUUACCUCCUUUGCAGAUGAAAUGCACAAACAGGCCAGGCCUUGUCUGAGGACAUCCCAAGCUUUUGCCAGCAGUUUACAGACAGAGACUCCAUCUAUUCAACAAGCAAUUUCAGAUUGAACAGUCUCAGAAAACAGGGAUGCUACUUGAAGUUCUGGAAAAAACUAAUGCUUCCUGGGGGAUCAUGAGCAGGGCAACUCAUCAUUGGGCCGCCUGGUUUGUGAACACCAAGUGACUGAAGCUCAACUCCAGCCCUCCCUGACAGGCUGCUGUCUGAGGCACCUGGAGUCACUCCGAGGUGAAGCUUCCUAAAGGAUCGCCCCUUCUUCUCUCUGGGAACCAGUAACAGGAGGGAAUGGCCUGGAGCUGUGCCAGAGGUUGGGUAUUAGGAAAAGGUUCUUCACCCAGAAGACGGAGAGACAGUGGAACAGGCUCUCCUGGGAAGCGGUCACAGCACCAAGAAGCGUUUGGACAACGCUCUCAAGCACGUGGUGUGAUUCUUGAUGCUGACCUGCUCCGGGCCAGGAGCUGGACUCUUUUCACGUUUGUGUGUCCCUUCCAUCACAGACUAUUUUGUGAUUCUGUGAUUCUUCCAGCCGGCCUGAGGAGGAGCCUGCGCGCCCGCUCCACGGGGAAAACGAGAGCCCUCGAGUCCGGCGGGCCCCGGCAGGGAGGCGGCCUGCCGCGGAGGCUCGGAGGCGCUGUACGGCCGUGAGGAAGCGGAAGGGCCGGCGGCGCCGGGCGCGGGCCGGGAGCCGCCGGAACCCCCGGGGGCCGUGCCCCCCCUCAGGGGGCGGGCUGAGGGCGGCCGAGCCGGAGCGGCGGCGGGCAGGGCCGGGGCUAUGCUGCUGCGCCUGGCGCCCGAGUUCCAGCUGCGGAGGGACGUGCUGCCCUGGCUGGCGGAGCGGGGCUGCGCCGCGGCUCUAGACACUUCUGAGAAUUCAUCAGCACUCUAUGUUGUAAAUGUUGAAAGAAAUGGAAAAGUUAUUUAUACCUGGAAGGGAAAUCAGAGAAACACUCACAUUGGAUUGUAUGAUCUUCAAACAAAACAAAACGAGCACCUCUAUAUGUUUGAGAAGAAUCUGCACAUAAUCAGCUGUUCUAUCAACAAUGAAAGGACCUUAUUGGCAGUCAGCUUCUGUCAAUAUACAGAGGAAGAAAGAGCAAGUCAGCUCUUACAGUCAGUGUCCAAGUAUUUAACCUUGCUAAUUGAAAUUCAUCCCAUUAAUAAUGUGAGAGUCCUAAAGGCUGUGGACAGCUGUGUUCGAGUACAGUUUCUUUAUCCAGUUGAAGGCAGAAAUGCUUCUAGAGAAAGUCGUCUCUUGCUAGUUUCAGAAGAUAAAUAUAUUGAACAAUAUGACAUUCAUGUUGUUGCAGAAGAACACAAAGUGGUGAUUCAAAAGUCAGGUCAGCUUCCAAGAGCCAAAGUUGUAGAUGACCUCGUUUGGGCACAGUGGGAUAUGAUGGAGCAGAGACUCUUCUACAUUGUUCCAAAGGAAUCAAAGAGUACUUUAAGGUGUGUCCAGUUUUAUCCUGAGGAAAAUUUUAACUCAAUAGAAUCACACCUGGAUAUUGCUGUAAAUGACACACAAUUAAAACUUGUGAAUUUUGGAUAUGAUUACUGUCAAGAUCAAGAUGUUGCAUCUAAAUCUUUGAACCUUCAGGUUUUCACAAGUAAAGCAGGAGGCUUGUGUGUGUGUUGUAGUCUAGCCUCUGAUAUUCCUCAUGAGAUCAUAUACUCCAUAUAUUUUUUACAUAAAGGUUACAACAAAACUUUUACAGUUUCUCUGGAAAGAACAAAAUCUAAUCAAUUCAAGGAAGUGGCUUUUAUGAAUCUUGACUAUUAUGUGGCUGCUUAUUUGCCUGGCCAGUUCCUGCACCUCCUGAACAUUCAACAUCCUGACAUGCUGUGCUAUAGUUUAUUUCUGACAGGUGAGGAUGCAAGAAUUGACACAUUACAAAACUGUUCCAUCCGGUCCCCAUGGGUGUCAGCAGUCCUGGACUGCAAUGCAGGAAGUCUGUAUGAUGUGAGCAUCAGUGACAGUGCCUUGCUGCAGUUCCUACAGAAGAGCAAACGAGACUGUGAGAGAUUGGCAGCUCUGCAUUGUGCCCUGCUCUACUUCCAACACACAGAAGACUUGGAAAUGCAGAUUAUUCAUUGGAUUUCUGAGAACCUGUCAACAUGUCAUUCUUUUAACCCCAUUCAAGAAUUUAUCAUUGCCUCCCUGUACUGCAGAAUGUGUCCAGAAACUCAGAACCUGGAUAAACUCCUGCCCUACACAUCACUGCAUGACUGGAUUGGGGUUGUCCCUGGAGUAAUAUGUGCCACAGACAUUAUUUCUCUACCUGUGUUGGAGUUCCAAAACUCCAAAGGCUUCUGGGAGAAACUCAGCUCAAACUUGGAGAGUGUGAAGUACGCGGAGCCACACUUGCACUACCAGAGUAAGGUGCUGAGGAGGGAAUGGCGUAACCUUUCAGAAGAGAGAGAGGAGAGAAGAACCACAGCAUAUUUGAGGAAUAUUUUUGAAAAUGCCAAAAAGGUGCUUUCUCAUCUGGACACUUGGGACUCUGAGGCAAGGCUGGUACCUCUCUUUGAAGAGGAGGAUUAUCAGCAGCAGUUGCUCAUGGGACUGAUGGUUGCUCAGCUGAAGGAUCACCUUAUGAGACAUCUACAAUAUGUUGGAAAAAAGAAGAUUGACCAAAUAGUUUUGGAUUAUGUUGCAAACCUGCUGAAUCUGGUGCACCGAAUAAUGAAAGAAGUUUGGAGGAGAUACCAGCUUCAUUCCUGUAUCUUCUGCUUUGAUGAGAGAGGAAGUGCAGGAGAGUUCGCGGUGUUCCACAUCAUGAGUCGGAUUCUGGAAGCAGCAAAUGGCAUGUGCAUGCCUUUACCUCCUGGUUUUCACACUCUGCACCUGGGUCUUGGUGUUCGAUGUCUCCCUCUGCACACUCUCCUGCACUAUAUUGACAGUGGCAUCUUGCAACUGACAGAAACGUGUGUCAGGAAAUUGCUGAAAGAUCUGGAUGACACUGAACAGAAUGAAAAGCUGAAGUUUAGUAUUGUCAUGAGGCUUCCAGAGGCUCUUGGUCAAAAGGUCCACCAGUACUGGAAUCAUCCCAUAAAUGCAAAUUUAAUAGCAAGGAAAUACGUGAAACUUUUGCUCGAGAAGCUGGGAAACAGGCAGGGCAGCAGGCCUAUUCCUGAGAGACUCUCUGUCCCCGUGGAGUUUUUGCCACUGAACUACCUGACUGAUAUGCUGGCAGAGAUAGAGAAUCAAGGUGUGCAUCCAUAUGAAAAACAAGACCAUGUAAAUGCAAGAUUUGUAGAGGAAACAGCACUCAAGCACACUAUGACACUUCUGGGUCUCAAAUACUCCUGAAAGAACAUGCUGUUGAAGAAUAACACACUGUCAAACUGUGGUGCCUCUGUAAAAGUAUUUAUUUAAAUGCAAUGUUGUUUCCCAAAUAACCUGCAGUUUUGGGUAGUCACCAGUACUGACAUGAGCUACUAAAACAGUGUUUGGUCCAACAAACUGAGGGUGAAAUAAUUGACUUCUAGAUAAAUCCUAGAGAAAUGCAUUUGAGAUAACCCUAGGUUUGAAAUAUAUCUGUGGGUUCAUUUUGAAGUGGUCAAGGAAGUGGAACAACAGUGUUAAAACAUGCUGUGAAAAUUGGUAUAAAUGUCACUUCUUUUAACAAGACAAUGCUGGAAAAGGCAGCCCAGUUGCAGGGUUACAAGAACUAGUAACUGUUUACUUGAAUUAAUAAAAGGAUUUCUUGGUGUGAUUAUGUAAAGCAGGUAAGAAUAACAGAUGACUUUUUAUGUCAUGCAUGAGUAAAGAGACAGUCAUUCCUUGUGGUGGUAUCAGUUAUCUUAUGGUACUUCUGCUUCUGGAGCUGCAUUUUAAUAUUUUCAGUUUUGUAAUUAGCACAAAAUAUAAUCUCCUUAAAGUGCAUGUGACAGAUUUUGUUGGGGAUUUGUUUGUUUGAGUUUUUUUUGUUGUUUUUUGAAGAUAUGUAUAAUAUAUUGUAAGUAAUAUAGGAUAAGAAAAAAGCUUUAGAAAUUGAUCUUAACAGUGGCAUGGACAGAGUUUUACAUAAUCCUUUCUUACAACUUCUAGUGUUACAGUUCAAACUUCAGCUUCAGAAAUAAAUUAGGCAGGCUGUUUCUCCUUUGUUUUCACCUUCUGUUUGUAUGUAACUGAACCAAUAUUGUUUGCUCUUUUAAGUUCUGAACUGUAACAUUAAUUUCAAAUAGUAAUAGCAAUUUGCUACACAGAGAAAAUUGCCAAGUUGUGCCAUGCGGGAUUUCUGCAGCCUUUAUUGGAUUUUUAAAAACUCAACAAAAUUCCAGACUAUUAAACUAGAGAAACUCAUUAAUAAUUGAUAUAUUUGGGAGGUUUUUGAAACAACCUCUGAUACUCUCUCUGAGUGGGCUCCAUUGAUGCUCCCUGUUCCUUACCAGUGCAAUAAAAAGAUCCAGUUCCUGGGAGUGACUUGGCAAGUUCAUGGUCACUCCUUUGUCAUUGCCAGCAGUGAAGCUUUAGCUUUCUUAGUGACUGCAUAGUGAGAAGAAAUAUUUUUCUUAAUAUAAUUAGAAUUUCUCUGGCAAGUGUAACUUCCAGUCCCAGACUGCAGAAAGCCAUGCUGGUGUGUGGCUAUAAGUGAUGGCCACUUUGUAUUAUAUAAUAAUAGGAGAAGAUUUUCUAGCCUUUUCUUUUUAAUGAAUGUAUUUUAACAUACCUUCAGAUACAAUAAAACUUCACCUGGAAAAAAAA
Passer montanus (Eurasian tree sparrow) is the source of this 5188-nucleotide messenger RNA. It is a transcript of the gene GSAP, whose product is annotated as gamma-secretase activating protein. Gene Ontology annotation, cellular component: trans-Golgi network. The transcript is spliced from 31 exons. Gene Ontology annotation, biological process: positive regulation of amyloid-beta formation. The coding region runs from base 1256 to 3790 and encodes 844 amino acids. Lineage: Eukaryota; Metazoa; Chordata; Aves; Passeriformes; Passeridae. The record is from RefSeq and is a predicted model, not a curated record.